AUGGCCGAAGACCACGGCAUGGUCGAAGACUACAGUGCGGGCGAAGACCUCAGCAUGGACGACCUACCACAGAACUCGAAGAGAGAGUCUAAUGUGGUCUCUACGCACAAUCAAUUGCUGGACGCGCUCACUACAUUUUUGACCGUCACCACACACCAUAUUCUCUACCUCCGUCGGCUUUAUCCACCAACCUCCUUCCUUUCCACUCGAGCGUACAACUACCCCGUCCGCCAAAAUCGGCAUCCGAAAGUGUGUGCGUGGGUCAACGAUGCUAUCGCCGCGGUUCGUGAUCAGUUGCAGAAGGAUGUGGUCGAAAAGCUUUCACUCUGCAUAUACGAGUGCAAGGGCAAUCGCGUUCUCGAACGCUGGACAUUCGAUCUUCGAUCGUUGCCUCAGGUUAUUCAACGCGAAGAUGACAUCCCUAUCGAGCCAAAACCGCCAAACGAGGACGACGAUGGCUACGACGACGAAGAAGAAGACGACGACGAUGGCGAUAUCCUGCUUGAACAACUCAAUCUGGCUGACCUGGAGGCCCAUUUCCGUGCCACCUUGUGCCGAGUUGCCACCUCAGCAGCCCGACUCAGACCGUUGCCUGAGGGGCCGGGGGUUCCCGAGUGCAGCUUUACCCUUGCUCUCGAGGUCAAGGACGAGGCUGACCGGCCUGUUGGUCGCCUGGAGAAAAACGAGCGGAAGUGGAUGGCUGCGGAACAAGCGUCGGCUCUCAACCGUCCACGUCCUCCGGUUCCUCAGGCAAAGUCACAGCAAGACGAGCAGACCCUAGACAAACCAUCGCCCAGAACACAUCCGGUACGCCUUUUGGAGGUCGGGGAGCUUCAGAUGGAAGUCUGGGUGGAAGAAUCCGCAGCUAAAUUUGAGUUCGAUCUUCCAACACCUGCGCCAAACCCAUACCUACCUCCAAAACAGGACACAGCCAAAGUGACUCACACUGCGGCGAAGGAUUAG
Molecule: messenger RNA, 963 nt
Organism: Cladophialophora carrionii CBS 160.54
Lineage: Eukaryota; Fungi; Ascomycota; Eurotiomycetes; Chaetothyriales; Herpotrichiellaceae
Exons: 1
Coding region: 1-963 (320 amino acids)
Cellular component (GO): zeta DNA polymerase complex
Source: RefSeq, a predicted model, not a curated record